Molecule: messenger RNA, 879 nt
Organism: Alternaria viburni
Lineage: Eukaryota; Fungi; Ascomycota; Dothideomycetes; Pleosporales; Pleosporaceae
Exons: 2
Coding region: 1-879 (292 amino acids)
Source: RefSeq, a predicted model, not a curated record
AUGGAUUCAAUCGACAGACUCAAAACUGGCUUCGCCGCGCUCCCAGAAGAACUUCGCCUGGAGAUCUACAGAUGGAACGCAAAUCGAGUCAGCCGGGAGAUCCAGCAAGCUGCCGGCGACACGUUGUAUGCACUCGACCGAGAGAAGGAAGCACGCCUUGUAGUGCACUGGAAGGGCAUCAAGCAGUUGCCUCGCCUCUUGCAACUACUCGCACAUACGUAUACAUGGGGUGAGCACUGGCUUGAAGCCAAUCCACCAAACGCGACAGAUGGUCAGCAAGAUUGGGUGCGAGUCAAAAAGUCAACUUCGCAUGAUCUCAACACACUACUUUACGAGUAUCUUAAUCCCAGCCAUUACAAGAGAAUUUUCAGCGAACUCGGAGAUCCAUCACGAUUACCUACGCUUUCCACACUGGUACGAGACUGGUUUAGUGAUAUUGCUACGAAAUGCAAUACCGCCGCCCCGAUCCCCCUGAGUACAGCGGAACGACGUCUCCUGAUCGAAUUCCUGGAGAUGACAAUGGACAAACUACGGAACCCAAGCACGAGCGGAGAUGUCGAAAUAUAUAUUACUGUCCCCACAGUAGACGCCACUUAUGCAGACCCUGACGACCAGACCAGGGCAUUGUAUCUUGAUGACGUAGUGGAAUACAUGUAUCAACUUUUUGAGACUUUCCGGACGCAUUUCCGAAUCAAAUUUCGGCUCGUUGCUGUCCUAAACACUCCGGCAGACGAGUUGAUUUGGACGCUGGUGGGUGAAGAUUACGCCAAAUUCAUAGAGCCAUGCUACAAUAUUGUGCAAAGAGAGGGUACUGGGGACUUUGAGGUCACGUUUAGCAGCAUCAUGCGUGUAGAUCACGAGGCACUAGACAUGGCUUGA